UUUCAAAAGUUGCUUUCUUAGGCCAUUUUUGAGAAGUUUUAAUUAGAUUUUGUUUUUCUGACCCCAAAGUUUUCUAAAAAUAUCACAUCAUUUUCCAGUUGAAGCACAAUUUCAUACCUUUCCAACGGAUGUCCAUUUAUUAAGUUCUGUACAUUAGAACCGGAGGUAUAAUUUAUAAUAUGAGACAAAACAGCAAAAACAAAAAAAAAAUAAUUAAAGAAAAUUGUGGCGUAUAGGAGAAAAACCAAGAACAGAUUUUUGAUCAGGAGACUCGACUCUACCAAACGUACCAUGUGAGAUCCGUGUGCCAAAUAAAGUUGUCAAUUUGUUGCAUAGUGUAAUAGCUCAGUUGACAGAGCAGUCAUCAGUUAACAAGAGUUCUCCAGUUCGAUCGUGGGUAGAGGCAAGAAUUUUUCCUAUCUCCGCUCCGGAGAAGACUGGAUGAUUUGAGUGUUACUUGCUCUGAAUCAGAGCCUCUGAUUGAUGAUUCUCUACAGAGAAAUGCAAUUGAUAUUGAACAAAAUGUUCGCAAAAUUUUCACAUUAUUAUCAUUUUCAAUCGUUUAUUUCUAUUAGGGUCACGAGCCCAUGACAUCCAGUUUAGCAACCCACGCCUGCCGAUUCUCUUGAAUUUGAUUCAACCACCGUGUCCUAGACCUGCCCCGAGGUUGACGCUUCCUAACAAUGGCUUGCAUAGCUUUUCAGGGGGAAUCUUUCUCGCAAAAUUCUCACAAUAAACCGAAAAUGUCACUUAAAAUGGAACUUACCACGAUCCAAAAUGAACUGCGUUAACAUUCACAAUUCCUAUCUACGAUAUCCCUCUGUAGGAGUAGGUCCUUAUUUAACACUAGGAAUGCUUUUUAAGAGAAUCGGUGCCACUCUAGGUGACAUCUGUUAUGCCAAUUCAAACUCCAACAGGGAGUUUGACCUUUGGGAAGAAGCUAGUACCAACGCUACUAAAACCAUUAGAACUUAAAAUGAUUUUAAGGAGAUCAAGAUAAAACUAGCAGAAAACAUGGUGUAGGAGUGGAAAGGGAAGGACAAGACUCAAUGUAGUUCAUGUUAAAUAUCCAAAGGUUAAUUUGUAGGGGGUCCACCAAAAACUCCAAGUUGGUAUCUCAAUCCGCUUAACCUCUUGUUUUUUCUCACCGUUUGGCCUGCGAUGUAGAUUGUAACAUAAGUUACCGAAGGUAAUAUUUUUUAUUGAACUCUUUUCGAACCGGAACAUAUCCAACGAGCCAGUUUCACGAUAUUUUGAUUAAAAUUGUCUUAGCUCAGGAAUUAAUUAGACUUCAACAAAAAUAUAUCUGGAUUCGGACAUCAUUAUAAUUUGUUUUGUUAUCAAUCCACAAAAAUCGGAUGGGAAGUAACAUAAAUUCAAGUUUUUUCUUUCAAAUUUAGUGCCACUUGUUUCGAUUAGACAAAUUUUGAAUGACUUUGAGAAGUGAUGUACCACUUUUUUUUUAGACGUAUGACCUAAAAAGUAACAACUUUUGCAGCUGUCUCAGCACAUGCUCUCCCAUAAUGGCGUCAAAAAGCAUCGAUGCAGUUUCUGUCCCAGCGCCUUUUCAUGUUCUGCUAAUCUGAGGCUGCACACAAAAGCUCACAAUGAUGAGCGUGAUUACACGUGUCACAAAUGUGGCAAGAGUUUUCUGCGUCCUGAUGCCCUGAACAAGCAUUUAUCGUGCCUCCAUGGCAACGUUAAGGCUUUUCUCUGUCCGAUUUGUAAGAAGAUGUUCAAAGGUCAUUUGCCGCAGCAUAUGCGCAUCCACAAGAACUUGAAGCCACAUGGCUGUGCAGAUUGUGGCACGGCCUUCACGCAGCGUAGUCAGUUGGUAGUGCAUCAGAGGAUUCACUCUGGUGAAAGGCCAUAUCGUUGUCAGGUUUGCUGGCAAGCUUUUGCUCACUCCAGUGUCCUCAAGCUGCAUAUCCGGAAGCAUACGGGUGAGAAGCCUUUCAAGUGUCCACUCUGUGUGGAACAAGAAACAGCUUUCUCACAGCUUCCACAUCUCAAGAAGCAUAUGCAGGCCAUACAUAAACAGGAUAAGCCUUACAUGUGCGAGUCUUGCAAUCAAUUUUUCCGCACCAAGAUCGAGCUUACGCAGCAUAAUAGUGAAUGCACGAAGCAAGAGGAUGCAGAAGUCAAUGGAGGAGGAGAGAGCGAUACUGAGGGAAUGAUUGAGACUCCAAUGGCUCUAAGUCGAAUGCGUCUACUGGUGGCAGUGCUCAUAAAGAAGAUCUCAUCAGAUGAACGUCUCAAGACUUUGGGUUUUGAGAAGAGAUUGAUUGACAAUGUGCUGAUUGAUUCACUGAAAUUUGGCAAGAGGACAGUCUGUGAAGAUGCCACGAAGUCUGAAGCUGAGAGGCUGAAGAUAAAUAUUCGUGAGCUUCUUGAGUGGACAGUUCCACAGCAUUUCAUGGAGAAGUUCAAGAGUGAACAGAAGAGCACAGAAGAAUUGCUCGAGGAAUUAGCCAGUUAAAUAAGGAGUCACAUUUUAAAUCGAUUUUAUUCUAUUCGUAGUAUAAAGAAAAAUAAUGCUUCACCAAAUGGCAUGCAUUCACACUCUUAAAUGUUUGCACAAUAAAUAACAAAGGUGGUGGGAUUAACACUUGUUUAGGAUUAGAUUUCUUCAUUUAAAACAUUCUCUCAAUAUUUGCCAAAAUUUUUAUGGGUGUAGUUUAGUUUUAUUUCAAUUCUAGUCUUCAAUUGCCAUUUUUUAUUAUCUUUUUUUUUUAGGUACAAAUCAAUUUAUGCCAUAUAUUUUACACAUGAGAUAACCCACCUAUCAAAAUAUUUGUGUAGUUCCAAAUGCAAAAAUACGGAAAAAUAAAAUCAAUUGAUGUUAA
Messenger RNA from Phlebotomus papatasi, 2846 nucleotides. Its product is annotated as zinc finger protein OZF-like. NCBI's taxonomy places the organism in Eukaryota, Metazoa, Arthropoda, Insecta, Diptera, Psychodidae. The coding region runs from base 1511 to 2479 and encodes 322 amino acids. The record is from RefSeq and is a predicted model, not a curated record. The transcript is spliced from 4 exons.